Molecule: messenger RNA, 1800 nt
Organism: Rangifer tarandus platyrhynchus (Svalbard reindeer)
Lineage: Eukaryota; Metazoa; Chordata; Mammalia; Artiodactyla; Cervidae
Source: the annotation of a GenBank genome assembly
AUGGACGACCACAGUCUGGACGAGUUCCGCCGGUGCUGGCAGGAGGAGCUGGCUCAGGCACAGGCGCUGAGGAAGCGGCGGCGGCCUGAGGCUGCCGAGCGGCGGCCACGGCGGCCCGAGGUGGUGUCCGGGCGCGGCGAGCAGCAGGCCUCGGGGUACCUGGCUCUGGCCCAGGGUCUUUUAGAGGGCGCGGGGCGGCCUCCGGCGGCGCGGGCGACCCGGGCCGAGAGGCAGGAGGCGGCGAGCCGUUCCCGCUCCCCUCCGGCCCGCGACGCUGCCGGGGGCGGAGAGCAGCUGGUGGACCAGCUCAUCCGGGACCUGAAUGAAAUGGAUGAUGUUCCCUUCUUUGAUAUCCAACUGCCUUAUGAGUUGGCAAUCAAUAUAUUUCAGUAUCUGAACAGGAGAGAACUAGGACGGUGUGCACAGGUGAGCAAGACGUGGAGGGUGAUUGCGGAGGACGAGGUGCUGUGGUACAGGCUGUGCCAGCAGGAAGGCCACCUCCCCGAGAGCAGCAUCUCCGACUAUUCCUGCUGGAAGCUCGUCUUCCAGGAGUGCCGAGCCAAGGAGCACGUGCUGAGAACCAACUGGAAGAAUCGCAAAGGCGCGGUGAGUGAGCUGGAACACAUUCCCGACGCAGUUUUAUGUGAUGUGCACUCUCACGAUGGCGUUGUCAUUGCUGGAUACACGUCAGGGGACGUGAGGGUGUGGGACACCCGCACCUGGGACUACACAGCCCCCUUCCUGGAAUCAGAGUUUGAGGAGGAUGAGCCUGGAAUGCAGCCAUAUGUCUCCUUUGUGAGGAUAAACAGCUCGCUGGCGGUGGCGGCUUACGAGGAUGGAUUUCUUAAUAUUUGGAAUCUAAGGACUGGAAAGUAUCCUAUUCAUCGUUUUGAGCAUGAUGCAAGAAUACAAGCACUAGCCCUCAGCCAGGAAGAUGCAACAAUUGCCACAGCUUCUGCUUUUGAUGUCGUAAUGUUAUGCCCCAAUGAGGAGGGAAAUCUGCAAAUAGCUGCAGAAUUUGAAGUUCAGAAACUGGUUGACUACCUUGAAAUAGUUCCAGACACUGAAAGGUACCCUGUGGCAGUGGCCACCGCUGGAGAUCUGGUAUACCUGCUAAAAGCUGAAGACUCUGCCAGAACCCUCCAUUACGUCUACGGGCAGCCGGUCACAUGUCUGGAUGUCUCCGCCAACCAGGCUGCUUUUGGUGUGAAGAGUCUGGGAUGGGUGUACGAAGGAAACAAGAUCCUGGUGUACAGCCUGGAAGCAGAACGCUGUGUCUCGAAGCUGGGCAACGCGCUGGGUGACUUCACCUGUGUCAACCUCCGGGACAGCCCUCCCAACCUCAUGGUCAGCGGCAACAUGGACCGGAGGGUGAGGAUCCACGACCUCCGCACCGACAGCAUCGCCCUGUCCAUCUCCGCCCACCAGCUUGGAGUUUCCGCGGUCCAGAUGGAUGACUGGAAGAUUGUCAGUGGAGGCGAGGAGGGCCUGGUCUCCGUGUGGGACUACCGGAUGAGCCAGAAGCUGUGGGAGGUCCACUCCAGACACCCUGUGCGGCACAUCUCCUUCAACAGCCACAGCCUCAUCACGGCCCACGUGCCCUACGAGCGGGUGGUGCGCAGCGCCGACCUGGACAACUUCGCCACCCACCGCAGACACCGGGGGCUGAUCCAGGCCUACGCGUUUGCAGUGGACCAGCUGGCCUUUCAGAGCACGGUACCCAUCUGCCGCUCAUCCUGUGAUGCCAUGCCGGGUUACAACUACGACCUCGCACUUGCCUUCCCCCCUGACAGUAUUUAG